Messenger RNA from Myripristis murdjan (pinecone soldierfish), 1931 nucleotides. Its product is annotated as E3 ubiquitin-protein ligase TRIM39-like. NCBI's taxonomy places the organism in Eukaryota, Metazoa, Chordata, Actinopteri, Holocentriformes, Holocentridae. The record is from RefSeq and is a predicted model, not a curated record. The coding region runs from base 1 to 1620 and encodes 539 amino acids. The transcript is spliced from 6 exons. Gene Ontology annotation, molecular function: protein binding; zinc ion binding.
AUGUCAUCGCCUGGUAUUCUCAGCUUAUUGCCGGAGGAUCAGUUCCAGUGUUCGAUCUGUCUGAACGUCUUCAGCGACCCAGUCACCACACCAUGUGGACACAACUUCUGCAAGGCCUGCAUCAGCGAGCACUGGGACAACAGCGACUUGUGCCAAUGUCCCAAAUGCAACAAAAGAUUUCACGCCAGGCCCGAGGUCUCCACAAACACAAUCAUGGAGGAGAUUUCAACACAAAUAAAGAAGAGAAGGCUUGAGGAACCGGAGGCCAUUGCUGCAGCUUGGGAGGUGACAUGUGACAUUUGCACAGGAAUAAAGUUUAAGGCCCAAAAGUCCUGCCUGGUGUGUCUGACCUCCUACUGUGCAGCCCACCUGGAGCCCCACCAGAGAGUUCCCUCCUUGAUGAGACAUAAACUGAUCGAGCCAGUGGACAACCUGGAGGAGAGGAUGUGUCAGAAACAUGAGAGAUCGCUGGAACUGUUCUGCAGAGACGAACAGAUGUGUGUGUGUCUCCUGUGCUGCGAGACCGACCACAGAGACCAUGACACAGUGCCUGUCGAAGAAGAGGCGGUUCGACAGAAGGAAAACAUCGAGUACAAACAAGGAGAGAUCCAAAUGCUGAUUGAAGAGAGAAGAGAAAAGAUACAGGAAAUCACCAAGUCAUCUGAGAUGAGAGCGGAGAAAGGAAAUAAAGACAUCGAAGACACCAACAAGCUCUUCGCUGCUCUGAUGAGUCGCGUUCAGGUGAUGCAAACAAAACUGCAGUCGUCUAUCCAGGGGAAGCUGAGAAGCUCUGCCAACAAAGCAGACAUGUUGGUUCAAGAGCUGCGGCAGGAAAUCACCGACCUGAGGAACAAAUAUUCUGAGCUGGAGGAGCUUUUACUGACCGAGGACCAUCUUCAUCUUCUACAAACACUCCAGGCCCUCUGCAGCCAACCAGCCACCAAGAAUUGGUCUAGGGUCAGAGUUUACUCAGAUGUGUGUGUAGGAACAGUGAGGAGGGGCCUGUCCCAUCUUGUGCAAGCUUUUCAAGCAGAACUGAAAACUUUGACAAACUUGGAAUUGAAGAGGGUACAAGAGUUCAAAGAGUCUGUCACCCUGGACCAGAACACAGCUGGAUGCUGGCUCAUCCUGUCUGAGAGUGACAAACGUGUCAAAUUCUCAAAAACUCCAGGUCUGGUGCCCGAUAACCCAGAGAGGUUUGACACUCAUCCCAUGGUUCUGGGGAAGAAGGGGUACAGCUCCGGGCGUCACUACUGGGAGGUCCAGGUGGGCGUGAGGACCGACUGGGAUGUCGGUGUUGCCAGGGAAACAGUCACCAGAAAGGGAAAGGUCAUUUUGAAAAAAGAAAGUGGGUUCUUUGCCCUGGGAAAAAGAGGUUAUGAUUACCUAAUUCACUGCACUCCCUACAAACCCCUUUACCUGAGUCCCAGGCCAAGAAAUGUAGGCAUUUACCUGGACUAUGAGAGAGGCCGGGUUUCCUUCUAUGACGUGGAUGAGAAGUCACACCUUUACUCUUUUGAAGGAGAAUCUUUCACUGGAAAACUGUUCCCUUACUUUUAUUUGCACAGCCGUUUCAGAAAAUCAGAGCCUCUGGUCAUCUCCUACAUCGGGAGAUUAUGAAGCUCUCUCCUGUCUGUCUUGCGCUCUUCCAAUGAUAUGAAAGAAUAACUGUACCCUUUCAAAACCCACUGCAUUAUUUAGUAGAUGCAGGAUCUGAAAAAUGUGAAAAGUCAGCAACAGAACAGACAUGAAAAGAUAGUUGAUUAGCAGUGCAAUCUGUAAUUUCCGAAACACACGUAUGUCCAACUCAUGUAAGUGCUGCAAAGCCUUGAUUGAACACAAGUCACUUCAGAUUGGAAACAUGAAGGAUGAAAUGCAGUUUUUCAUGAUUGCAUACUGAUUUAAUUUAGUUUGUAUAAUCCUACAAAGGU